GCGAUUCUUCCCGUUUUUCUCUAAUGCGCUAGCCUCGGCUCAAGUCUCUCUUCAUACGCUUGUCUGAUUUCUCGUUUAUUUGAGGUUGCAGCCAGCGAUUUCUAUCAUGCCUGUCCGCGACCAUCUACCCCAUAAGAAGCGCAAGGUAGAGACAUCCUCUCCACAAUCCUACAAAUAUGCGUCUGCCACGGAGAUCCGGCGCGUCUUCAAGGCUCAGAGCGAGAGCGGGCUCAUCGAAGGCUUGACCGCUCUUCGCAAUCAGCUUACCGUCAAGCCAAAUGAGGGGCCAAUUCAGGUCAACGACGAACGGUUGUUGCUCGCCAAAUCAUGGCUAGAGGAGGAUCCAGGAGCGCAGGAGCUCCUCACGGCAUGGGAGGGCGCGAACACGAGACAAAUGUCGUUGCUAUCCGUUAUUGUCGGCGUCUUGUCUGCCCUUCUCAACUUGCUCUCUCCUCAUUACACCUACCAUGUCCAUGCCCAACCCCUCCUACGCGCCCUUCUGUCCCAACAAUGGAUACACAACCUCAACACCUACCUAUCAGGCCAACACACAGAGCUCGUCCUGGUCACCCUUAAGCUGUUCAACAGUAUGUCCAAUUUCGCGGGGGGUCGCGAACGCAAGCUGGUCCUAGAUGCGUUCGCUUGGGAGAUGAAGUCCCUGCCUAAGCUGCUCCACAUGCGGCGCAAGUCAAAAGGCGCAGAAGAUGUGGAUAUGCUCGAGCGACCAGAUAUCAGGACACUGUAUAUCCUGUUCGUCCUGUCGUUUUUGGAAACCACAACUCCAGCAUCCGUGAAGGCGGCGUUCCUCGAGCAGCAUCGCGACGCGUUUACGUCCGUCUUCAAAGGACUCUGGCAAGACUCGUACUCGGUCAUCAGAAGAGUGCUCGAAGUCUGUUGGUCAGGCCUGUGGGCUGAUGCCAAGCUCAAACGCACGUUGAAGAUCCAUGUUUUCAGCGAGGCGACGCUCUCCCAACUCAUUCGUAUCUACGAACGCAACGUACCGGAAGGUCAGGAUCCCGAGUCCGUGCCUGCGGACGUUGUGCACCACUUCCUCUUGGCACUUUGCACACGGCCAGGCGUCGGGCUCUGCUUCCACGACCACGGCUGGUACCCCCGCGAAACCGAUCCAGACCAACGCGUCACCACAGAUAUCGACGAACGCGCUGACGACGACAUGCGCCAGAAAGGAGGUAAAAUUCACAACAAGAUACUCUCCAACGUUCUCAAGACCCUCAAAGUCAACGAAGACCCGCGCCAACAAGAGCUCGCCCUCAAAAUCCUCGCCGCGUGCCCCGAGCUCGUCGCGGGAUACUGGUCCUCGGCAGGCCUCGCGCUCGAUCCGCGCCUGUCGUCCAAGUGGCUCGCGAACAUCGCCUUCUUCGGCGCGGUCGUCUCGCUCCCCAUCCCCACCGCCUCGUUCUUCCUACCUGAGAGCGGAAGCGGGAGCACCUCGCUCUAUCAGCCAACCCCGCCUCCUCUCUCCACCAUCAUCGAGAACAUCCUCCCCACGGCGCAGAUCAAGACACACCUGUCGCGCGGCCUGCAGGCGUCCUCAUCGCUCGUCCAGCAUGCCUCCGCGCUCGCGCUCGCGAAGUGCCUGCUGAAGUACGAGCAAGUGUUGCGUGCGUUCCAGGAGGUCGAGCGUGCGCUUGAGGAGAACGAGGAAGAGGGCCUGUGGGCGCGCAGGCGACGCGAGGUCGAGCGGGAGGUGCGAAGGCGCGUACCUGACUUCCAGGUCAUCGUUGGAUUCUCUCAGCGUACGAACGAGGCGAGUGUCCCACCGCCCCCAGCAGAUGGCCAGGGCAAGGAGGAGAAACAAAAGGAGAUCGUCCCGAACCCCACGCGAACAGCGCUGCUUGCAGAGAGCGCACAUCGGUUGUUGUGGCUCUAUCACCAAUCGCUGCCUGCAGUCGUCGCGGAGGCGCGCUUCGACCCCGGAAAGUUGUUACAGGCUAUUGAGGACAUGUUGGCUCAAGGUAGCAGCGCCAGUCCGACUGGCGGGCUCGACACGCUUCGUCAGCUGCACGUCCUCCGGCUACUCAAGGAGAGCGAGCACUUCACUUGGUCCGGGAAGUCAGGGUCGAAACACAGCAACUUCCACAUCCUCCUCAAGGCGUAUAUCAUCACGCCCGUCCGCGUCAUCCGCACCGCCAUUGUAGCUCUCCUACGACAUAUCCUCGCCCCCGGCGUCCUCUUCCAGCACGACGCCGACGAGAUCGCACUAUGGCUGGACUCGCUUCCACUCACGCGGCGCGCUGCCGCGGCACAAGCACCAGAUGGUGCACCUCUGACGGACGAGGGCGACAGCGUCCUUCGCUUCCUCGACGACUGCGUGCAGCGUUGCGUGAAAACCCCCUACAAAUACGUUGAAGAGCUCCAGACGCUGUACGCUUCAAGUCGGUCAUCUAGCGGAGAGGCAUCGUCUAUCGGUCAACGUCCUGACGCGUUCCCUAGCCCUUUGUUGGCGACGGUCGUCGAGCAACUUGGGGCCAAGCUGAGGGGCAAGCUGCUCUCUCCUUCGGACGCGCUGGCGCUCUUCUCGUUCGUGCGGAAACUGUUGCUCCGCAUUGUUGGCAAGACUGCAGACUUGGCCUUGCCUCAGGCCUUCGCAGCGAAAAUUGCUGAACUCGUCGAAGACGACAUCUACUUGGAGUAUCCUACAAUGAAGGACGCUAUCGACCGCGAGGUCGCUCUUCUUGUUUCUUCGAUGGGGCAGCUGCACAAUCCUAUAGCGGCCCCCAGUCAAAGCACCAGCCCCGCUGUUCUAGCGUUCUUGGAACAGGUCGAGCGGCUCCCUGAUCCGGAAUCCGAUGCUGCACGCCAAGUCGCGGCGUACGAACUCGUGGACUGGCUGCGGUUGAUCGGACCAGAGCUGCACGUCUCCGAACUCAGUCGCCUCAUCAGCGCUGUCGAGAAGUUCCACAAGCCGGCGCUGAAGGAAUUGUUCCAGUAUCUCGACCCGCAAUCGGUCGCGUUUUGGGAGGGCGCGGAUGUGAUCUCGAAUUCAGCUCGUGUUGUCCAUGCGGCCAGUUUCGAGACGCUGUUCCUGCAUUGCAGAAACGAGUUGCUAGACAACGAAGCUUGCCGGACAGUCCUCGUCAGUAGUCUGUUCACAGGUCACGUCGAAGUGGUCACUGUCAAGCGUUCUGUCCGCCUGGUUUUGCACCGUCUUUCGUCUCCCACCAUAGGUGCAGCCACCAUGCGAGACCUCCUCCUCAUUCUGGGGAGCAUCAUCAAUGGUCUGCAAAACACUGGGAGGAUCGUGGAUGCCCGCAUUGCAGCUCUCUUCUGCUUCGAGUCCGAAGUCGUGAAAGCGCUCACGACACGCUCAUUGCAAGAUGAGCCCAGGGAAGGCCUAGGAAGGCUCUUGGAAGCUGCAUUCCCGGUCGGUGGUGCGGACAUCCUACAGCUAUUCGCCACGAUGACCGGCCGGUGGGUGCUGACUUUGAGGGAGUCGUUGGAUAACAUGGACGAGGAGCAGCGCACAACUGCUUUGCUCUGGUUCAAGUACAUGGGCGCGCAGGAAGCGCUUGCUCUACUAGACUAUCUGGCAGAAAGAGCCGAACACUCUAGCUCCGUAGCCAUUCAGGACAUCAUCAAAGCCGUCCUCGAGAUUACCUCAAACACUCUGAGUAUUGAACUAGAUGUUGUGACCCACGCACUUCCUCUCCUAUGCCGUCUGCAGUCGCUUCUUCCUAAAUCCUCCCACCUCACUUCCCUCAUCGCGACUGGAACACGAGGGUCGAUCCCGUUCGGCCACGACGGCUACCUCCCGAAUCGUUCCUUCUCCGACUGGAGCAUCGCCUCGCUUAUCCCUUCAGCUAGCAAGCGUUGGGCCUUGCGCGUCCGACCGGCACCUCCCCUUUCUGUUUCGUCAGUCCUCGCCGGGGCCCCUCUGUCAGACUCCGACAUCGACAUCGCCACCCACCUGCUCUACCGAAGCAGUUCUGUGAGGCCCGCUAUAUCAGAAUGGUUGGCAUCGCCAGCGUCGAAGAACUGCAGCUCCACCCACCUCGUUCGGCUGAUCUUCGCGUUCUACGACUCCGCUCGCCAAGAAGGAUUCAAAGCAGACGCCGCCCGGAGCCACUUCUCCCACCUUGUGAAAGUUGUUGCUGAAGCCCGCCACCCUCGUCAGAUUUGCGAAAUGGCUGCGGAUUGCGUUGUCUUGAUCGUAGUGUCGUCUCCCUCCGACAGAUCGAAGUACUUGAAGUCACUUAGCAAGACGUUCUUGUCGUUGAACGUGGACACAUUGUCUCCAUAUCCUCUUGCCGUCGGAAUAGGACUCCUUUCUGAGAUCGGCCGGGAAGCCAUCCCAUUGACAGAAGAGCUGCUUGACUCCGGUCUGAAGUGGGCCGUACGACGCUUCGCCGAGAAGGCGUCGUCAACUGAUGACGAUCAGGUCAAGCUGUCCAGGAUAGGGUCAAUCAUUCGAGCCAAAGUUCCUUUGAAGAGCCAUCUCGUCGAGCCCGUCAUCGCCGCUAUUAUCCAGGACCGGCUAGCCAGCGUAGACGCCGUGCAAUUUGCUCGCCUUUUAGCAUCAUCAACUCAUCUCAAGCCAGCCACAGUCAAUAGAUUCCUGCAAACUACGGUGCAGCACGGGAGGUUCUACCAGUACGGUGCCAUCGCGUCAUCAGGCAGUAACUCUGCGCGCGACAGCAUCGUCGAAUUUUCGCACACGCUCUUCCACUUGCAUCCGAACAACACUUGCCAACCGAGCCAUAUCGAGCCGUUGCGGCGCCUAUACGGAGGCUCACUCGGGGCUGCAGAUCUGAAGAUACUUUCGAUCUUCCAGCUCUUCGAGAGCACCCGCAGAACAUCUAUUGCUUCGUUGCUCAGUCAAUGGUCCGCUACUUCCGAUGUGGAUUCGGGUAACGCGCUUGAGGCGCUGCUUAGUCUUGAGCCCAGCCGUGUUCUGAGAACAUGUCUCGAGUUCCCCGACUGGAGGACACUCGCCUCAGGAGUCACCGAGUGUUCAUCCGCGAACGACUCGCUGUACGACCCUGUAUUCAUCCUGCUGCUGCUAUCGCAGACAGAAGAAGCACCCAACAGUGCCUUGGCUUGGGUAGAAUUCUUCCGUACCAAUGUCGUCAGCCUUGUUAUACGCACCCUAUCCGCCAAGGAUGCUCGAAUCCGAGAGAUUGCCUGGGGACAGGUGGCAUCCCUAUACAAAGCUCUCGAGGCCGCCGAUCUACAAGAGAAGCCGCAUGUUCUUCACAUAUUUAACCUGCUCAAAGACCUGCACCCAUCUAUACCCACUGAGAAAGUGCCGCGCAUUCCGGCUUUCACUACCCUCCUCCUCGCGCACGCCUUUCGUGGCAUCUUUUACCCCUCCAAUUUCAUAUAUCCGCUCACCGCGCGCUUCCUGCUGCAGCGUCCGAUGCUCGACCCGACCGACGUCCCAAUGCUCUAUGGCAUGCUGUACAGUUCCUCAGACGAAUGGAAGAAAGAGCGCGCCUGGAUAGUGAGGUUCCUCAGCGACGGCAUCGUCAGCAGUGAGGAAUGGCGGAUUAUGAAGAGGCGCCAUACAUGGGAUCUGCUUGCAAGUCUGUUCCAGAGCGAAGAGCGCGACCGAAUGUUACGUCGCGGCGUUCUCGAGGUCCUGGUUAACGUCACUUGCAAUGCCCGCGCGACGACGUCGCUGAUCCUCAGGCAUGCGCUCUUGGCUUGGAUCGAGAUGCAACUUCAGACCAUGCGUGGCGAGGAAGCAAUCGCAUGGGCCCGGAUUCUGGAAAACAUCCUCGCUGUUGUCGACGCGGGCAAGAUGGAAGCGGCAACUAAUGGCGAGUGGCGCGCGGUGUUAGGCCGUUGCCUGCGAACUGUCUUUCGUCAUCCUGCGUGCACGCAAGGUGUCUUCAUCGUUGCGUUUCCCGUCUUACUUCGACUUUCCCUCCUGCCUGGCUCCUCCCUCUCUCACAUUCCCACACUGUUGCGACAAAGCCUUUCCUUCCUUGAAGUAAUGGAAGCCGAUGUUGCGGUCCCGACCUCGGGGACUCUCGCUCCGCCACUCGUGCCUGAAGACGGAGUGACCUCCAUGUCACUCCACCGCUCACAACAGCUCUUCGACAGCCCUCCUGCCGUGUCUAUUGAGCUAUGGGGCGACUGCGUUGAAGCUUUGUGGAGGGUCUCGAUGGCGCUUCCGAACAGAACGGCCGAGUGGGAUGGAUUGUCCAGCAGGCUCCUUAUAUGGCGAUCCAUCGCAGGUGCCGAGAGGACUCGGGUUGGCGAGUGGGCGAGGAUAGAGACGCUGACGAACCUUGCGGUAGAAGCGUAGCAUACCUGAGUCCAGAUACCAUACGAUGUAGCGAUAGAUCAUGUAUUGUGCUCCAGUACAAUCUCCAUCUCAGUCAUGCUACUGUCCGGUCCUACGCGCGAGGACGUGAAGACAUCACCCCCGCCGGCUAAGGAGUCGAUGAGCAUAGCUAAUCGUGAUGCCGUCAAGUUUGGUUCUUUGCGUAUCUCCUCAAGAUCAUCCUUGAACGCAUCAGCUACAGACGCCAUCCAAAACUUCCUGAAACGCUCCUUCAGAACCUGCUCAUCCUGCCUAUCCUCUGCUGCGCUCUUCGGAGGUAAGAAUGGGGGGAUAGAAGAUGGCGGCGGAGUAGGAGACAGUGAACGCCGAGCAGGUUUUUGUGGUGCCGCUUCGGAGACGCCUUCGGGGGAGAGCUCUGGCGCGGGCUCGACGUCAGAGUCGUCCUCUGUAUCAGAGUCUGAAGAGGAAGACGAAGGAUCGCUUGGCUCUGGCUCGGGUUUCUUCGUGCCUUUCACUGACACUCGGAUGACGGCCUGUUGGGGUGCCUCGGAAUCGGAAGAAGAAUCAUCGGAGGAAGACGACUCGGAGGACGAUACGGCACGACGCUUCCUUUUCCUCAUCCGUUUCCUAGCGGCGGGAGGUUUCGCAGGUGCUGGAGCCAUCAGUCAAGUGGAAAAGACGAUGAGAGGCCGGCGUCGUUGCCAACGAUAGAGAGAAUGCAUUGCACGGCGGUC
Dichomitus squalens LYAD-421 SS1 is the source of this 6984-nucleotide messenger RNA. RefSeq lists its product as uncharacterized. Gene Ontology annotation, cellular component: nucleolus. The transcript has 16 exons. The coding region runs from base 107 to 6271 and encodes 2054 amino acids. Lineage: Eukaryota; Fungi; Basidiomycota; Agaricomycetes; Polyporales; Polyporaceae. Gene Ontology annotation, biological process: maturation of 5.8S rRNA from tricistronic rRNA transcript (SSU-rRNA, 5.8S rRNA, LSU-rRNA); maturation of LSU-rRNA from tricistronic rRNA transcript (SSU-rRNA, 5.8S rRNA, LSU-rRNA). The record is from RefSeq and is a predicted model, not a curated record.